AUGAGUUCAAAUGAAAUCAUACUUACAACUUGUCUUGUAUUCUAUCUUAUAUCUGGAGGUAGAUGGACAGUUGUACUAUUUACAAUAGUAUUAACUUACAUUCUAAAACAAACCAGAAUGCAACGUGAAACACCACCUACAAAAUCAUCAAAAUCUAAAUCAUCACCUAUUUAUGCCGUUGAUUUCACAACUUCAGCUCCAGCUAAACCAAAAUCAACAAUACGAUCAAGAGGUAAACGUACUCCAAAAGUUAUACAGAAGAAACAACGUCCUAGUACUCCUACACUUACCAAAUCGAUAGAUUUAUCAUUAUCAAACAUAUACAUCUUUUACUCAACCCUUACUGGUUCUUCCAAAAGAAUCGCUGAAAAACUUCACUCUACUUUAUCAACUUCAAAAAAUUCAAAAUUGUUAUCCUUAGAUGAUGACGUCGACGAUCUUGAAGAAUAUUUUUUGAAAUGUCCUGAAAAUGCCAUAUAUUUAUUAGUAAUCCCAUCAUAUGAAACAGAUAGUCCAAUAGAUUAUUUCAUAGAUCAUUUAAUUGACGUAGCUCAAGAUUUCAGGAUUGAUAAAUAUCCAUUGUCUAAACUUAUCGGAUUUUCAGUAUUAGGUGUGGGAGAUAGUGAAUCUUGGAAUGAUAAAUUUUGCUACCAGGGUAAACUUAUAGACAAAUGGAUGGGUAAACUUGGUGGGAGAAGAAUAUAUCCAUUUGGUGAAGUUUGUGUCAAGACUUCUUAUGAGAAAUCUGAGUCUUGGAUUUCUGGGUUACAUCAAUCUUUUAAUGACAAUGAGGCUUUUUAUAUUGAUGAAGUUGAUUCUGAUCUCGAUUCAGAUUCAGAUGAAUCAAAUUCAGAUGAAACAUUAGUUGAUGUUGAAGAAUUAGGAAAAGGUAUGAGAAAUGAAUCAAGUAAAGAAGUUAAAGAAAUGGUAGCUAAAGAUUCACCUACUUUUAAAUCUUUAACUAAACAAGGAUAUACUAUUGUUGGAUCGCACAGUGGUGUUAAGAUUUGUAGAUGGACUAAAUCAGCAUUAAGAGGACGUGGAUCAUGUUACAAGUUUGCAUUUUAUGGAAUUAAAUCUCAUUUAUGUAUGGAAACUACCCCAUCAUUGGCAUGUUCAAAUAAAUGUGUGUUUUGUUGGAGACAUGGUACUAAUCCAGUUGCUAAAUCACAAUGGAGAUGGGCAUUAGAUCCACCUGAAAAGAUAUUGAAUGGCGCUUUAGCUGGUCAUUAUCAAAAAAUCAAACAAUUGAGAGGUGUUCCUGGUAUACAAAUGGAUCGAUUCAAUGAAGCAUUUAAAGUUAGACAUUGUGCUUUGUCAUUAGUUGGAGAACCGAUAUUUUAUCCUCAUAUUAAUGAAUUUGUUAAAAUGUUACAUGAUUUGCACAUAUCCUCAUUUUUGGUCUGUAAUGCUCAACAUCCAGAUGCAUUAGCUAAAUUAUCAAAAGUUACUCAAUUAUAUGUUUCAAUAGAUGCACCAACCAAAACAGAUUUGAAAAAAGUUGAUCGUCCAUUGAAUAGUGAUUUUUGGGAAAGAUUAAUUUCAUGUUUAGACAUAUUAAGAACAACUCAAUCACAUCAAAGAACAGUGUUUAGAUUAACAUUGGUUAAAGGUUUCAACAUGAGUGAUAUUGAAGCAUAUGCAGACAUGGUUGAACGCGCAAGACCUUCUCAAAUUGAAAUUAAAGGUGCUACAUUUUGUGGUACUUCUGCAUCUGGUGGAAAUCCAUUAACAAUGCAAAAUAUUCCGUUUUAUGAGGAAUGUAAAGAAUUUGUAAUUAGUAUAGUUGAUGAAUUAAAAAGAAGAAAUUUGGGUUAUGAUAUUGCUGCUGAACAUGCUCAUUCUUGUUGUAUUUUAAUAGCUGAUGAAAAGUUUAAAAUUAAUGGUAAAUGGUUUACUCAUAUUGAUUAUCCAAAAUUCUUUGAAUUAUUGGAAAGUGGUCAAGAGUUCAAUGAUUUAGAUUAUGUUAAAGAAACUCCUGAGUGGGCUAUUUGGGGUUCUACAGAAGGUGGAUUUAAUCCAAAAGAUACUAGAUUUAUAAGGAAGAAGAAGGGUAAUAAAACACAAGACCUGUAA
Insectozyma verbasci is the source of this 2076-nucleotide messenger RNA. Lineage: Eukaryota; Fungi; Ascomycota; Pichiomycetes; Serinales; Debaryomycetaceae. The record is from the annotation of a GenBank genome assembly.